Aspergillus fischeri NRRL 181 is the source of this 816-nucleotide messenger RNA. Its product is annotated as class I SAM-dependent methyltransferase. The record is from RefSeq and is a predicted model, not a curated record. NCBI's taxonomy places the organism in Eukaryota, Fungi, Ascomycota, Eurotiomycetes, Eurotiales, Aspergillaceae. The transcript is spliced from 2 exons. The coding region runs from base 1 to 816 and encodes 271 amino acids.
AUGUCGAUCGACACGUCUGUCUGGUACAAAAAAAACAUUGGGCGCCGGCUCAGCCCGUUCAUGCAACAGAUCUUCGAAGAAUGGAGUAAUAUUCCCGGUGAUGAGCUACAGAAUCAUCUUCAUGCAGUGCGCGACAAAGCGUGGAAAUACGGUGAAUAUCCCUGCAUCGGCCAAUGGAUGUUUCUCCUGCCGGGGAUCGCCGCGUUUCCCCAGUUCCGGCGAGUGGUUGAGCUCGCGCGCCAGGGAGGCAUUGUGCUGGAUCUUGGGUGCGGCCUUGGCCAGAAUCUUCGACUCCUGGCAGCUUGCGGCGUUCCGUCCAGCCGGAUGUGGGCGCUCGAUCUGAGUCCGCAGUUGUGGCUCUUGGGAUACGAGCUCUAUCGAGAUCGCGAUCAGUUGUUGGCAACUUUUAUUCCAGGCAACUUUCUACACGAAGAUGACUGCCUUGGUCUUCAGAAGUUGUACGGUCAGGUAGAUAUUAUGAUCACUGGGCAGUUCCUCCAUCUCUUCUCUUGGGAGGGACAAAAACAGGCAGGCAAGCGCAUCGUGGCCCUGUCCAAGCUUGGAACUGUCUUGAUUGGAUAUCAGCAGUCACGGCGCCGAGCCCGGGAGUAUAUGCGUCCAUGGGGGAUGAUGUUCUACCACAACCGCGAUAGUUUUCUGAAGAUGUGGCGGGAAAUUUCGCGUGAGACUAGCACCGACUGGAAGGUGGAAGCGACCGAGGUAGACUUGAAGGAAUGGGGGAUGGACGCGGAGGACACUGAGUGGAUGCCAGCAGAUCACCAGGGGCUCAACUUCGUUCUCACCCGAGUGCAUUAG